Messenger RNA from Acanthosepion pharaonis, 1593 nucleotides. The record is from the annotation of a GenBank genome assembly. Lineage: Eukaryota; Metazoa; Mollusca; Cephalopoda; Sepiida; Sepiidae.
AUGGCAAAAUCACCGACUCUUAGUGUGGUUGUCAACUCUUCAGAAAGUCUGUCUCCAUCGGUCACUAGCAGUAGCGAUGGUCUCUUCCUACCGGUGGCUUCCAGCCCGCUCACCGUCCCUCCAAUCGCACUGCAGGAAUCAAGUUCGAACAUCAACACGCCGAUUGGUAGCACGACGGGGGGGCCCACCAGCAGCACUGGAGUGUCACCGACCUACAAAGACCUCGAGCUACUUCCAAACAAUAAUAAUGACACUGUUACGUCACCCCACAAGCCGCCGCCGCCACCGCCGUCAGGUGUCACCACCGGCACUGUCGCGACGGUAACGGCUCCGACCACUACCACCACCACCACUACCCCCGGUUUCCCGACCGCCGCUGUCGCUUCUACGACGAUCGCCGGCCCUUCUGCCACGACCUUACCAACACCCAGCAUACCUUUAACCCCGACGCCAGCCCCAGGCAUAGGCAGCAUAGCAUACGCCCCGAUGAUGGGGCUCUCCCCUGUUCCAGCCACGAGCGCACUCCUGCCCCCGAGUAAUGUGACUCCAUUAACCAUGUCGCCAGGCACGGUAUUGAAACCGCCACCCGUCGGUUUGACGAACCUGGGAGGUAACAUCGUCGCCGGCGGCGGUGGCGGUCUCGGAGCCGUCGGCGGCAGUUUCGGUGGUGGUGUGGGAGGAGUGGGAGGAGGAGGAGGAGGCCUCGGCAGCGGCGGCAGCGGUGGUGGUGGUGGCGUUAUCGGAGGAGGAGUAGGAAGUAGCAGUAGCACUCCAAUCAUUGUUGGAGGGGUCCUUACUGAGGCUACUAGUGCUAUUUCUCCGGCUGCAGCAGCAGCAACUGCCACCACCGCCACCUCUACGGCAACCAGCAGCAGCAGCAUCAUCGCCUCGACCACCGCGACGACUACAGUAACCACCAGCACAACAACACCGGUGACGGCUACCAUACCAUCGCCGCAUUUUCAGCGUUCGGACUCAGUCAAGUUCCGACCAGCGACUGGUGGAGCGCCUCGCUCUCCCCACCAACCGAUUGGACAUUCAACACCACCAAGAGCAUCUAGACGCGUUCCGAGCUUAAAGUUAAAACGACUCAACGUCGCAGCUGCCGCUAGAGCCGAGAGAGUCGAUAAGACAGAAGCUACUAUGCCAUGUCUACCGCAAAAUAACCCUAACCCGUCUAUUACCAUAACUAUAGACUCCGACGAUGAGUCGGUGUAUAGUGACUACCUCAGCCCCGAAAUUAACUAUAAAAGCGAUGCACGUGUGCAAUUUAUAGGGGAUGAUACUAGCCUGUACGGCACGCCGAAGGAGGAGUUGUUGCCGUGCAGGGAGGAGAACGUUACUGUGGAAAACACAAAAUCGAGUCCAACAACUUUUCUAAAAGACCAAAUAUACUCGUUUUUCCAACCAUCGGAUAAUAAGUUGGCUAUGAAGCUUUUUGGUAACAAAAAUGCUCUCUAUAAGGAAAAGAUGCGACACAAACGUGUUGGAAACUGGGUUAUUCAUCCAUGUAGCAAUUUUAGGUUACAAGACUAUCUAUCUAUCUAUCUAUCUAUCUAUCUAUCUGUUAUAUACCGUAUCUAUAAACACUAA